AUGGACGGCGGCCAGAGUGGAAACUGGCGCCCCGCGCGAGGUGGAAUGUAUCGAGACGGCGACGGGCCCGGGGACAGCCCCGGCGGCAACGACGAUAAUGAGUGUAGGUAUGCCGUUGGCCUAGAACCGGAGGAAACUACACUACAUCGGGCUCCUGAACCGGGUGCCUCGCUGGGUGCUGUGCCAAUGAGUCGGGCUCUGUCUCCCAUUUUUGUCACGGUACCUCUCGUUUAACUUAAACCCCAUCUUCUUCCAUAACCCUUUCUUACUAACGCAUAUUGCCGGUAGGAAAUUGUUUGUGCCACAGGUGCUAACUUUGUAUCAACCCAUCUCUAACACAAAGCCACUCCCCG
This is a messenger RNA of Gaeumannomyces tritici R3-111a-1, 353 nucleotides long. RefSeq lists its product as hypothetical. The record is from RefSeq and is a predicted model, not a curated record. Bases 1 to 234 code for a protein of 77 amino acids. Lineage: Eukaryota; Fungi; Ascomycota; Sordariomycetes; Magnaporthales; Magnaporthaceae. The transcript has a single exon.